UCAGCUGCGCUCGCGCACCGUUUCUGAUUUUCCUACUCUGUCCACGGUACCAUGGCGUCCACGGAGGAGGACGGCUCGGUUGAGGAGAAGGAAAACAACAACAAGAAAAGAACAAAAAGUGCCAUUGCUGUCGCAUGGCUAACAUUUUACAACAUCGCCAUGACGGCCGGGUGGCUGGUUUUGGCUAUGGCAAUGAUACGCUUCUACAUCCAGAGAGGCACACACAAGGGGCUGUACAAAAGUAUAGCAAGGACACUCAAGUUUUUCCAGACGAUUGCAUUACUUGAGGUGGUGCAUUGUGCCAUCGGAAUUGUGAGAACGUCUGUCAUUGUGACUGGUGUCCAAGUGUGUUCACGAAUCUUCAUGGUGUGGUUCAUUACCAACAGCAUCAAACAGAUCCAGAAUGAAGAAAGUGUCAUCCUCUUCCUGGUCGUGUGGACCGUGACAGAGAUUACCAGAUAUUCCUUCUAUACAUUCAAUCUGCUCAACCACCUGCCAUACUUCAUCAAAUGGGCCAGAUACAACAUGUUUAUCAUCAUGUAUCCUCUUGGAGUGGUCGGAGAACUCAUGACCAUUUAUGCUGCUCUGCCAUACGUCCGCAAAACCGGAAUGUUGUCCAUGAGGCUGCCCAACAAGUAUAAUGUCUCCUUCGACUACUACUACUUCCUCAUCAUCGUCAUGCUCUCAUAUAUCCCACUGUUCCCUCAGCUCUACUUCCACAUGCUCCGUCAGAGGAGAAAGGUGCUCCUUGGGGAGAUCAUAGUGGAGAAGGACGAAUAAAACUGCCUCACGGUCCUCCACCUGGCUUUCGUUUUGGGAUGGCAAGUCAGCACCCCCCACAUCCAUUCAUCUUUGGUACUGCGCUAUAGCGCAAGGGACCGGGACAGUCACACAACUUAGCGUCACGGGAAUAACCAUGUAAUAAUCAAAGAAAACAGGACAAAACUUCUCAUUCACCCCAACUGGAUUAAAUGCAGACCUGCAGGCGAAACCAUUAACCGACAGGGAUAACCGUUCUCGGAAUUACCACUGAACCUAAGUCACCAAUCCAAACAGAGAAAUCAAUACAGAACAGGAGUAGUCAGCAGAAUAGUCAUCGUUGUGGAAAAAGGAAUCAGAACACUCUCUAGUGGAAUAAUUGCCAUGGUCACAUAACCGGAACAUGUUGUGUGUUUUUUCUUCUGGGUUCUGCUCUGUCUCCACUGUCAUUGCAAAUAGCUAGAUAUGGUUCGAUUUUUUAAUGAUAUUUAUCCACCUGCCUUUCACCCGAUCUGAUUCGAACAACUGCAAAGAAAUACAAUAGAAUGAAUAGAGCGUUCAAUGAUGAGUCACACACUGUACCCGCUCUCAGUGCAGCAUGGUGGGAGUCCAGUGGACCCGGGGAAGGUUGAAACCAAGGGAAAUAGGAGGUGAGAUCAUACUCCUGUUCCCUGAGCUGUUUUUUUUUUUUAAAUUGGCAGUUUCUUUUUUAAGCGUUUUCCACCACUGUGAUUUUAUUGCUAAAUAGCAUGUGGCAGCAAUCACUAGAAAUACGUUGAAAAGGAGAAAUUCGCCGUAGUAUUUUACCUCAAAAAUAAACCGACAUUUUGGCAAUA
This is a messenger RNA of Esox lucius (northern pike), 1595 nucleotides long. RefSeq names its product 3-hydroxyacyl-CoA dehydratase 1 (gene hacd1). The transcript is spliced from 7 exons. Lineage: Eukaryota; Metazoa; Chordata; Actinopteri; Esociformes; Esocidae. Gene Ontology annotation, biological process: fatty acid elongation; very long-chain fatty acid biosynthetic process; sphingolipid biosynthetic process. Gene Ontology annotation, cellular component: endoplasmic reticulum membrane. The coding region runs from base 52 to 780 and encodes 242 amino acids. The record is from RefSeq and is a predicted model, not a curated record. Gene Ontology annotation, molecular function: 3-hydroxyacyl-CoA dehydratase activity; phosphatase activity.